AUGCGGUCCAGUAUCGCUUGCGCUCGAUGCCGGCGCAGUAAAAUCAAGUGCGUCAAUUCCGGUAUCGAUACUACAUGUCGCGCCUGCGAAUCCUCCGGUCGAGACUGUGUCUACCCAACCCCAGCCAUCGGUGUGAAUGGAAAUAAACGAGAUCUGGCCGCCCUUGUCGAUGGGGAGGAUCGAAAUGGUGAUUGGGGCGAUGGACCGAAGCGACCACGCCAGCGCAAAAUUCCUGGCAUCACAGGUUCUUCCCCGGGUUCCAAGGGUCUCGAUGUCCUUGAUGCCUCGAUCCUUACCGCAAAGGUUUGGGAGGCCGUCUUUGAUCUAUUCCAGUCCCAUUUUGCUACACAUCUACCCUUCCUUCAUCCAGCCACUUUCCUAGGGCAAAUCCGCCAACUGUCUACUCCUGCGCCGCCGACUCCGGUCCAGGUGGAGGGUCAGGAAGCCGUGCGCAAUGUCGCCUCCAAGGUUGACCCAUCCUCGUCAUUAAUUCCGCUCGGUGUCCUAGCUUUGACCGCUCGAUUUCACCCUCCCCUCAUCUCAUUCCAUUCUCCCGCGUCCCCGGGUCACCCGUCGAACCCCAUGGCCGCUUCGGAAUUCUAUGCGACAGCUUUACGAAGCCGGCUGGCCGGCCUCGAUGGUGCAAGCCUGGCGGUGCCCGACCUGGCCCGAAUCCAAGCACUGCUUAUGCUGGCGCUUCAUGAAUGGGGAAUGUGUCGCGGCAAGAGUGCCUGGGUAUAUGUUGGAAUGGCAAUCCGGCUUGCACAGAGCAUGGGCCUGCCCUUUGAGCUAGAGAAUGAGUUCCCUCCGCGGGAUUUCUCCCGUUUAUCACCGGGGUUCAAAAUGGAGGAACAUUUUGGUCUGCUCCGUCGAAUGGAACCGAAGGAGCAGACAUCCGAUGACAUCAUUGCACAAGAAACGAAGCGUCGGACAUUUUGGGCUUGUUUUAUCCUGGAUCGGUGUCUGAGCAGCGGCAAGUAUCGCCCGCGUAUGAUCAACAUCCAAGAUCUCGGGAUCCAACUACCGAGUGAUAAUGCAUUUGCCUUUGGGGAGCGGGUUAGGACUGCCCGAUUGAAUGAGCCGACCGCGCGCCGCCCACAAAGCUUUGGCGCUCAGGGCGUUCAGAUCCCGAGUAUUCGGCAGAGCUUAGGGCUAGGCGAUGAGAAGAUUCCUCCCACGAAUGGGACUCCUGAUGGCAAGGCCUGGUCCCCGAUCUCAAGGCGCAAGGACUCGAGUGAGGACGACGUCGAUCGGUGGGAGGUUGGGGCCGAAGAGUCGGUCUUGAGCCGAGUAAUUCGAAUCACUCGCAUCUGGGGAAGCAUCGCCAAGUGGUCUUGUGCAGGUGGCCGAAGAAUGGAGCAGUAUCCCCCAUGGCAUCCUGACUCACGCUUUGCGACGCUGCGGAUGCAGUUGAAUGAGUUUCAAGAUAGCCUCUCUCGCAAUCUCCAGUACUCGGUUCGGAAUACUGACACCCAUCUCAUGUACAAGACCACUCUGGCCUCCUACACCGUUAUGCAUGUGGUAUACUUCUUGUCUGUUAUCGUGCUACACCGUGCUUAUAUUCCAUUUUUGCCUCUCCGUUGCAAUGAGCCCAUCGGUCCCCUGGACGAGCCAUUGUUACCUUCCGAUAAGAUCAAUGGCCCGCCCGAGGCUUUCUGGCGUGAAAGCGCCCGCGAGCUGUUCAAGGCGGCUCGUCAGAUGAUUGAUCUGGUUGCGACUUGUCAAAGCCGCGGCGCCCUCGUUGAGAAUCCCCUCGUUGGCUUUGCGAUCUACAAUGCGGCGUUCCUUGGUGUGUAUAGUUCCCAUUUCCCGCAUAUGGACCCCGACGGUCUUCUGGCCGCCAGACCUCCGCCCGCCAGUCAUGACAGCCACUUGCCUGGUGCAGUGCAGUUUCGCAAUGCCCUGGAUAUCCUACGGGAGAUGCGACCACGUCUCAAGAUGGCCAGUGGGUGGUUUCGUACUUUAAAUCGUCUUCACAGCUACUUUUCCAAGGUCAAGCGGGAUUUCCGCCGGUACUCCCGCAACCGCCUGGACAGUAUGUCGGAUGCUUCUGAUCAUGGUCUGAACGGCGCGCGGUCGGUUCGGGAAGGUGGCCUUGGCGGUGGCUUGGAGGAAUUCAAGCUUGUGGAGAAGCUGUUCCUGGACUUUGGAUCCAUUGAAGAUCAGCUACAUGAAUUAAUGGAGGAGGAUGGCAUUGUCAUGGCCAUGGGUAUGGGUGGAGAGUUGAUGCCCGACCGCAUGACAAAUCUCAGCGACGCCGGGAGCAAUGCCGUCAAGAGUGAUCUCGGGGACGCCAGUGAGCAGCUAGAUGGUGCCGGUGGUCGUCGUGAGUCCUGGGUACCAGUCAACAGUCCCGGUCUUCCUUUACCAGGCCACGAAGGAGCUCGCCGCCCCAGCCUUCCUUUGCCCAACACCAACCGCCCCAUGCCAUCACAAUCUCCUUACUCAUUGCCAUCUUUGCAACAACAUCACCCUGAUGGUCCUAUGUACACAUCCCCUCCCAACCUCCCUUCGUUGGUAGCAACUACCCAAUCUCCCUCGCAGUAUCUAACUGCAACAACCAACCGCUUGCAACCUAUCAACUCCUGGCUUCCUUCCCGCCAGAACGCACCCCCUCCAUACUCUCAGUCGCUGCCACCCAUUAAUGCCACUGCUCCACAUGUACCCGUCCUCCCGCCACCAGGCCCAGUCACCCAACUAGCCCCAUCGCCACCCUUGACCUCAACUGAGGGCCCAGAUACCAGCCUCCUAUCAACUAGUUUGGGCGGCGACGAUGUCAUGGCCUUCCUGGACGGAGAGGACUGGGCACAACUAUCCCUGAUUCAACCCUCGGAAGUCGGUAUUCCCACCGGAUGGCUAAGCACCGUGUGGACUUCUUUCAGCCGAUAG
This is a messenger RNA of Penicillium odoratum, 2889 nucleotides long. RefSeq names its product putative C6 transcription factor. The coding region runs from base 1 to 2889 and encodes 962 amino acids. The record is from RefSeq and is a predicted model, not a curated record. Lineage: Eukaryota; Fungi; Ascomycota; Eurotiomycetes; Eurotiales; Aspergillaceae. The transcript has a single exon. Gene Ontology annotation, molecular function: DNA binding; zinc ion binding; DNA-binding transcription factor activity, RNA polymerase II-specific. Gene Ontology annotation, biological process: DNA-templated transcription; regulation of DNA-templated transcription. Gene Ontology annotation, cellular component: nucleus.